AUGAGGCUUCUGAUUCUCAUCGCCCUGGCUGCCCUAGCCCAUGGAGACAGUCUCCACUACGUACCUACAGUAACGUCGGCAGGUUUCAUUGCUGACACACCAGAGGUCGCCGCUGCCAGAGAAGCCCACUUGGCCGAGUACACGAGGGCUGCUGCCGGAGUUUCACCCUUGUUUGAUUACGCCGAAUAUUAUAAGUUCUACCCUCAGUACCUGGUGGGAUCCUCGGCAGCCCCCGUCACUCCUGAGGGUUUCUUAGCCGAUACUCCUGACGUAGUCGCUGCCAAGUCCGCCCACUACGCGGAGCACGCCAAGGUCAUCGCUGCCGCCGGGCUGUCUCCUGACUAUCUCUACCAGGAGUACCACAACAGCUUCAGGACAAGUCCUUUCUACAAGAACGCACCCGCCCCCGCCCCCGUGGUUGUCAACACUGAGGGUUUCAUUGCCGAUACACCUGAGGUUGCUGCUGCCAAACAAGCCCACUUUGCUGAGUACGCCAAGGUGGUCGCCAGGGCUUGA
Molecule: messenger RNA, 516 nt
Organism: Homalodisca vitripennis (glassy-winged sharpshooter)
Lineage: Eukaryota; Metazoa; Arthropoda; Insecta; Hemiptera; Cicadellidae
Product: cuticle protein 2-like
Exons: 2
Coding region: 1-516 (171 amino acids)
Source: RefSeq, a predicted model, not a curated record